GGAAGUCAUAAAUGAGUCUUACAUGCACAAUGUACCUAAAGGCGCGGAAACUCAUUUUAAAGUUGUGGUAGUGUCCGAUCUGUUCGAUGGACUAGCCCUAAUCAAGUGAUUUGUUUCGUUGAGUGAUAAAAGAUAACAUGGAUAUGGAUAUUUAUGGAGAGGAUAUGGAUUUGAAGACCAACGCCAAAUGUUUGAAGAAGCUGCCCUUUACAUCUGCAGAAAGGGAGCUGAUAGUUGAAUUAGUAAGAGAGCGACCAAUAAUUGAAGACAAAAGAACACAUGUGAAAAACAUUGAACUCAAACGAGAGGCCUGGCAAGAAUUGGCAGAAGUGUUCAACAGUCAGCCAUUUGUUUCUCAGAGAUCUGCUUUACAAUUGAAGAGGUGCUGGGAAAACAUAAAAUCAAUUAGGAAAAAGGAGCUCUCCCAGAAGAGGAAUAUGAGCUCACAUGAUAGUCAAUCUGAAGGUGACACUAAAAUAGAACCAGAGGUGGUGCAGCCCCGUAAGAAAUGGUGCUCUAUAAAUAGUCAACUGCAACAUGACCAGGUUUUACACGACUUAAAGUGCACCAGAGAAAUGAUAGUUAUCGAGCGGGAGAAGAAUUUAUUAGAAUUUGAAAAGGAAAGCCACAGAUUACAAAUUGAAAAACUUAAACUGGAAAUAGAUAUUUUAACAAAGAAAAACUCUUGAAAUGAUAAAACAUACAUACAAUCAAGUAUUAAAUUUAAUCCAGAAAACCCCCACACUUGUGAAUGUAUGGUGUGUGUUGGUUGACCCUGACAUUGUGACUGAAAAUCUUCCAGCUUAAUUAUCACACCUGGAACUGUCUUCCAACACCAUGAUCAAAGGAAACAGAAUAACCUAGGUGGAUCCAAUAAAGCUGAUUACCAAGAUUUACUUCCUACUUACUAUCUUUUUUUUUUUUUUUUUCGCUGGGAAAUGCGUUUAGGCAUCCCUGCCGGAGGCUGCGCAGCCGGACUGCGAAGCCUCCAGCAGAGUAUGUGGGACUCACUGGCUGGUAAAACAUCAGCCAGAAUACCCACUAAAAGCCAGCGGAGCCGCCUGCGCCCAAGUUGGGCGUCAAAGGAUCGCGGUCGCAUGCAACUUUGACGCCCCGGCGCGCCCGCCGAAGGUACACGAUGGUGUCUACGGGGGCGGCAUAAGAUGCGCAUAUCUGCGCCUCCUGCCGCCUGUUCUCCUUCUGCGGAGGGGAAGAGCAUCAGCCGCCUACUCUCUCUCCCUCUCUGAGGCCUCCUUUAACGCCAUUACGGCUCGUCACCAUCUAUACCAACUUGUUUGGUUCGGUUUCGGGCUUAUUCUAGCAUUGCCUGGUCUUGAGAAUCCAACUUUAUGAGUCUAUUGGCACCCAGGUCUGCUCACGAUGUCUAUUCAAUGCUUUCUAGGAGUUAUAACUCGCAGCAGUUUUUUUUUCGGAUUGUAUGUAGAUGAUUAACCCUAAUAAUUUUAACAGCGUAACGCCGGCUUGUUGGCGAGCCUCCGAAUGGGGCUCUGCCAGGAAGAGUUUGAAUCCUAGGGCUCGAAGAAGCGACGGGAUCGUCGGUCAGAGGACGCCUCAUGUGAGGCCGAACCCCGGCACAGGCGACGAUUGGAGUGAAAGGGUUACGGACGGUGAUUAGUCCGCACGCUUCCGAGAACGUGCUGCGAAACCACGUCCGGAUGACGUUAGAAGUCGGGGGCCUCGUCUUCGACGGCGAAGACGCUGUGCAGAGGUUGAUUGUGUGUUCUGAUAGGGAGACUUAUAGCUCCAGCAACGAUGAGGCACGAAGCAUCUGUUAACAACGUAACGUUGUGGUAUCUGUGCAACAUGGCUAUAUCAUCUGAGAUGUUACUUACUGCAACUUAUUUCCAAUGUACACCUCCCGAGACCAAUCCAAAAAACACAUGCAGUGAGUUGUUGACUUGUUCUGGUCUCUGGUCACUUGAUGUCUACCAUAUUAAUGCACUGUUAUAGGAUUAACAUAGUGUAAGAAACCUUAAGUUGAUUAGACUAGCGGAAGUAUGUCCAUCUUCAGAAUCAGACAAGCUGAUAAUCUUAAAUGGCUGGACCAUAUGUCAAAAUACUGACUACGUUUGGCUGACUAAAAAUCUGUGGUUGUUAAACUUUCAGGCAUUGUUAAUGCAACAGUCUAAUGCACAACUUGACAUUUUUGCAAAUAAAGUAACAAUUACAAUAUGGAAA
Molecule: messenger RNA, 2199 nt
Organism: Pararge aegeria (speckled wood butterfly)
Lineage: Eukaryota; Metazoa; Arthropoda; Insecta; Lepidoptera; Nymphalidae
Product: bolA-like protein DDB_G0274169
Exons: 4
Coding region: 138-689 (183 amino acids)
Cellular component (GO): mitochondrion
Source: RefSeq, a predicted model, not a curated record